Saccostrea cuccullata (small rock oyster) is the source of this 876-nucleotide messenger RNA. RefSeq lists its product as uncharacterized. Gene Ontology annotation, biological process: protein homooligomerization. The record is from RefSeq and is a predicted model, not a curated record. The transcript has a single exon. The coding region runs from base 1 to 876 and encodes 291 amino acids. Lineage: Eukaryota; Metazoa; Mollusca; Bivalvia; Ostreida; Ostreidae. Gene Ontology annotation, molecular function: protein binding.
AUGAAGAAUGUACCGCUAAACCAUCGACAUUUAUUCAACCAGUCAUCCAAAAGAGCCCUUCUUACAGAUCCCUCUAUUCCAAAGAAGAAAAGGAGAUACACUAAGAGAAACAUUCAACAAACUAAAAACAUACCAGCACUCAUGGAGUUGGAGCUGCCAAUUCCACCAUCGUUCAACGCAGAGAUGAGAGGACCAGGACAUGUGGAACCCCCCUCAACAACUGCUUUAGAUCUGACGAAAGAUGUCACUAAUGGUCAAGAACCAGCACCCAAACCAGCACCUCCAGGACCUGCGGAUCCUCUUCCAGACACCCCUCCGGCUGAGACAAGCAAUAAGGAAACCCUGGAAGGAGACCUCCAGCUUAGUGAGUCCACAAAGUCUGAAAAACAAGAAGACGAGUUGUCAUUAUUUACGGAUGGUGAAAUUGACCCAGUAGAACCGAGUACCGAAGAAACAAUUCCCAAUGCCAAAAAUGUAACCACUCAGGUUUCAGAACCAAGAACCCCAUUAAUGGACAAGAAGUCAAUUAAACUACUUACCCUGGAAGCCCAACAAACGGAAACAAUAACCCUGGACAUUGGAGGACAAAUUUUUAAAACUUCUAAAACCACGUUGCGGGCGGACCCAUCAUCUAUUUUAGCUCUUCUAAUCUCUUCGGAAAACUACUCUUCAGACAGAAACCAGCUCUUCUUAGACAGGAACCCGAAACACUACCUUUUUCUUCUGGAUUACUUACGGAAUAACUUCAAACUACAAACUUCAACCCUGCCGAAGGACCUACCAACCCUACAGGAGAUUUUGAUGGAAGCAAAAUUCUUGGAAUUAGACGACCUCGUCAAGGUAUUGGAAAACCUAUUGAAGGAUUCGUGUUAUUAA